Messenger RNA from Acanthosepion pharaonis, 999 nucleotides. NCBI's taxonomy places the organism in Eukaryota, Metazoa, Mollusca, Cephalopoda, Sepiida, Sepiidae. The record is from the annotation of a GenBank genome assembly.
AUGUAUUUUGCAUUUAUCUAUCUAUCUAUCUAUCUAUCUAUCUAUCUCAGUCUGUUUCUGUCCCCACUCUCUCUUUAUCUAUCUAUUUCAGUCUAUUUCUAUCUAUCUAUCUAUCUAUCUCAGUCUGUUUCUGUCCCCACUCUCUCUUUAUCUAUCUAUUUCAGUCUAUUUCUAUCUAUCUAUCUAUCUAUCUAUCUAUCUAUCUAUCGCAAUCUGUUUCUGUCACCACUCUCUCUUUAUAUAUCUAUUUACGUCUGUUUCUAUCUAUCUAUAUAUCUAUCUUUAAAUACGCCCCCUAAUUUCGUUGGUAUGUUUCGGGAAGAAAGGAAACUGACGGAUAUCAUAUAUUCCAAAAAGAACCCACGCCAAUGUCAGCUUAUCAAAAGAAAUUGCUAUUUCUUUCUCCUUUUUUUAUUACUUUCUUUUCUUUCUUCUUUUUUGUUCCUUCAUUUUUUUUCUUUUCUUUUUCUUGUUACUCUUUCUUUCUUUUUCUUUUUUUUUUUUUUUUUUUUUGUUUCUCUUUCAGAUUUUGCCUUACUGGCUACUAUUUCUUUUUCUCUCUUGUCUCCUUUUCCUUUCUCUAUCCAGUCUUCCCUUGCUUCUUUUAACUUUCUUUUGUUUUCGCCUUUUUUCAGAUUACCUUUUUUUCUUCUUUCAGUUAUUCCUACCUUUCUAUUCUGUUAUUCAUUCAUUUAUUCAUUCAUUCACAUAUCCAUUCUUUCCUCUUUCCUUUCCUUAUACUUUAAGUCAUUCUUAUUUUUUUCUUUUAUAUUAUUCAUUCAGGUAUUUUUUUUUUUUACUUCCUUCCUUCGUUGCUUUUAUACAACUUUUUUUUUAAUUUUAUUUUCUCAUUAUUUACUUUCACAGUUUAUUUGUGUCUCCCUCUUCUCUCUCCUUCUCUCUCCUUUUUUUCUCUCUCUUUUCAGCUUGCCCCACCCCAUAUCAGUUCCGAAAUUGCUUCCCGUUGACAAAACUGUCCCAAAAUCCGAAUAUAAAUGA